UGUCGCUGUUGAUUCAAGUCCAAGUCCAUCCUAUAAGACCCGAAAUGGGUCCUGCACAUUGUGAACAAAACCUCUACUUUGGCCAAAAGAUAUUAUUACUCAGUUCCAAAAGUAAAAAAGGGAAAAAGAAAGCAAAGCAACAACUCGGUUUCCCAUCCUGUGCCUCUUUUUCUGUUUAAUUCAUUUCGCCUUUCUUCUCCUACAUAUAGAGGAUCCCUCAAUAUCAAUUCCUCACCAAGUAUGGCUCACCAGGGCUCCAUGGGUUUUCUUGCUACUCUCUCCCUCUGCGUCCUAGUCAUAGCUGGUUUGUCUCAUGGAGCAUUGGCUUCAAGGAAAGCUUUCUUUGCUCCAAAAUAUGCAGCUACUGAGCCUCUAGCAGAUGGUAUAUGUGCGUCUUCGGUCAUUGCGCAUGGCUACAAAUGCCAUGAACUUAAAGUUACAACCAAAGAUGGGUACAUUCUUAGUUUGCAGAGAAUCCCAGAAGGCAGAGCAGAGGCAAGAGAUCACAGUGGGACUAAGAAGCAGCCUGCCAUUAUACAACAUGGAGUACUAGUGGAUGGAAUGACAUGGCUUCUGAAUCCACCAGAACAAAGCUUGCCCUUCAUUCUAGCUGAUAAUGGCUUCGAUGUAUGGAUUGCUAACACCAGAGGGACCAGAUAUAGCCGCCAACAUAUCUAUCUGGACCCUUCUAGCCCGGACUUCUGGAACUGGUCUUGGGAUGAACUGGUUAGCUAUGAUCUACCGGCUGUUUUUGAUUACGUGUUCAACCAAACAGGGCAGAAGAUUAAUUACGUUGGGCAUUCUCAGGGAACAUUGAUAGCCUUGGCAUCCUUCACGGAGGGGAACUUGGUGAACCAGCUGAGGUCAGCUGCCUUGUUGAGCCCCAUUGCUUAUCUGAGCCACAUGAGUACCGCACUUGGAGUUGUGGCUGCGAAGUCUUUUGUUGGUGAGAUCACUACCUUAUUCGGUCUGGCGGAGUUUAAUCCUCGCGGGCUGCCUGUUGCUGCUUUUGUCAAUUCUCUCUGCGCUUACCCAAGAGUUGACUGCUACGACUUGUUAACUGCACUAACUGGGAAAAAUUGCUGUCUCAACUCUUCCACGGUUGAUCUGUUCAUGAUGAAUGAACCCCAGCCUACAUCAACAAAGAACAUGGUGCACUUGGCUCAGACUGUAAGACAUGGGGUUCUGGCAAAGUUCAACUAUGAGAGACCAGACUAUAAUAUUAUGCAUUAUGGAGAAGCUUUCCCUCCGCUUUAUAACCUUUCCAAUAUUCCCCAUAACCUCCCUCUCUUUGUUAGCUACGGAGGACGAGAUGCGCUGUCUGAUGUUCUUGAUGUUGACAACUUACUCGAUGCACUCAAGUUCCACGAUGUUGACAAGCUUAGUGUUCAGUUCAUCAAGGACUAUGCUCAUGCCGACUACGUCAUGGCGUUCAAUGCGAAGGACUUAGUGUACAACGAGGUUCUCGCGUUCUUUAAGCGCCAAUUUGAUACAUGAUGCAGCAAAAGCUCAGCUUGAAAGUUUAAACUACCACAACUACAUCUUACAAAAAUGCCAUGUAUUGGUUAUCUAUCUGAUCAAUCUAAGUUAUCUAGCUAUUGAUCAA
Molecule: messenger RNA, 1606 nt
Organism: Prosopis cineraria
Lineage: Eukaryota; Viridiplantae; Streptophyta; Magnoliopsida; Fabales; Fabaceae
Product: triacylglycerol lipase 2-like
Exons: 8
Coding region: 241-1497 (418 amino acids)
Biological process (GO): lipid metabolic process
Molecular function (GO): hydrolase activity, acting on ester bonds
Source: RefSeq, a predicted model, not a curated record